CCGCGACCAGGCGCGGCGACGGCGAGCGCGACGCGGGCCCCGCAGGAUCCCCGGGAGCCCCGCCUCCAGAGCAGCCCCUGCCGCUAGCCACCGCCCCCCGGCCGCCCCGGAACCCCAGAGACGCGCCGCGGCGAGCGGACCCGGGCCGCGAGGAGCUGGGUCCCCGCACCCGAGCGUAGACUCGGGCGGCGCGGCUCCAUCGCGGGGCCUCGGGGGGGCGCAGACCUGCGGAGCCUGCGGCCGGCGGAAGAAAUAAAUGGAAUGGACUGCUCUGGUCCAUGCAACUUACAGACUUUUGAGACUCAGUCACAGGGGGAGAGAUCGGCCACCACUAAUCUCUAGACCGAUGAACAAAGGAAGGUCUGAGCCCAUUUGUCUUCACUGUGGCCCUGGAAGCAGCCGUGCCCCCACAGUCAUAUGCCUGUGAGCCAGAGGGGGUGCUUGUAUGUGGAUGGCCUUCUUAAAUUAACCAGCGGGGACCAUACUUGACACUGUUCUGCAUGGACUACUUUCACUUGGGAAAUCCUUUUCAUAAUCAGUGCAUAAGCAGUAGCCCUCACUCUUUUUUAAGGUUGUGCCAUAAUUUAUGAAAUAUCUUCCCGUUGAUGGACAGUUGCUUUCCAGUCUUUUCCCUUACAAACAAUUCUGCAGCAAAUAUCCUUGUUUGAACAUCUCUGCAAACAGACCUAAGGAUGCAGUACCUGAAGGACAAACUCUUAGAAGUGAAGCUACUAGACAGACAUCAGCGACUGUCCCUCUAAGAAGAUACACCAGUUUGAAACUCAUAAGCCCUGUGGAAUCUUUGCGCCCAUGUUCUUCUGGCUCCGGUUCUCCCAUCUUCCCUUGCAUCAUACCCCACAGCUCUCUUCCGUGGUCCCUCUCACUCCACUGCCUCUCCGUAUUGUCCAGCGUGUCCAGGUCUGAGGGUGGCUCUAGGAGGAGGAGGGAGAGUUAAGUGGAGAGAAAGAACUGAAAUAGCUCCUCCCAGAAGAAAAGGGAAGCAAGCUUGGCUGCAGACCCCAGUCUUACAAAGCAGCAGCCCUGCCUGGGAGCAGGGUGGUGGCCAGGGCAAUGGUGGGAGCCCCGAAGACGCCCCAUGGCUGCUGAGGGGGCUGCCCGGUCAGGGAGCGGAGUGGCGGGCAUGGUGUGCAGUCUCUGGGUCCUGGUGCUGGGGUCCUCAGUUCUGGCACUGGAAGAGGUACUGCUGGACACCACUGGAGAGACAUCGGAGAUUGGCUGGCUCACCUACCCACCAGGUGGGUGGGAUGAAGUGAGCGUUCUGGACGACCAGCGACGCCUGACUCGGACCUUUGAGGCAUGCCACGUGGCAGGGGCCCCGCCAGGCACCGGGCAGGACAACUGGCUGCAGACACACUUUGUGGAGCGACGAGGCGCGCAGAGGGCACACAUCCGACUGCACUUCUCCGUGCGGGCAUGCGCCAGCCUGGGCGUGGCCGGCGGCACCUGCCGGGAGACCUUCACCCUUUACUACCGCCAGGCCGAGGAGCCCGAUGGCCCCGACAGCAUUUCCGCCUGGCACCUCAAACGCUGGACCAAGGUGGACACCAUUGCAGCGGACGAGAGCUUCCCCGCCUCCUCGGCGUGGGCGGUGGGCCCGCGCGGGGCUGGGCAGCAGCGCGCCGGGCUGCAGCUCAAUGUCAAAGAGAGGAGCUUUGGCCCCCUCACCCAGCGUGGCUUCUACGUGGCCUUCCAGGACACGGGGGCCUGCCUGGCCCUCGUGGCGGUCAAGCUCUUCUCCUACACCUGCCCGUCCGUCCUCCGCGCCUUCGCCUCCUUCCCUGAGACGCAGGCCAGUGGGGCCGGGGGCGCCUCCCUGGUGGCAGCCGUGGGCACCUGUGUGGCUCACGCAGAGCCAGAGGAGGAUGGAGGCGGGGGCCAGGCAGGGGGUAGCCCCCCCAGGCUGCACUGCAAUGGGGAGGGCAAGUGGAUGGUAGCGGUUGGCGGCUGCCGCUGUCAGCCAGGGCACCAGCCAGCCCGCGGAGACAAGGCCUGCCAAGCCUGCCCUGAGGGGUCCUACAAGGCCUUGGUUGGGAACAUGCCCUGCUUACCGUGCCCUCCCCGCAGCCAUGCCCCCGAUCCCGCAGCCCCUGUUUGCCCCUGCCGUAAGGGCUUCUACAGGGCCAGUUCAGACCCCCCAGAGGCCCCCUGCACCGGCCCUCCAUCGGCUCCCCGGGAGCUUUGGUUCGAGGUGCAAGGCUCAGUGCUCAUGCUGCACUGGCGCCUGCCUCAGGAGCUGGGGGGACGAGGGGACCUGCUCUUCAAUGUCGUGUGCAAGGAAUGUGGAGGCCACCAGGAGCCGGGCACGGGCACCGGGGGCGCUUGUCGCCGCUGCAGGGAUGAGGUGCACUUCGACCCCCGCCAGAGGGGCCUGACCGAGAGCCGAGUGUUAGUUGGGGGGCUCCGGGCACAUGUGCCCUACAUCUUGGAGGUGCAGGCUGUGAAUGGGGUGUCAGAGCUCAGCCCCGACCCUCCCCAGGCUGCCGCCAUCAAUGUCAGCACCAGCCACGCAGUUCCCUCUGCAGUCCCUGCGUUGCACCAGGUGAGCCGGGCAUCCAACAGCAUCACGGUGUCCUGGCCACAGCCGGACCAGACCAACGGGAACAUCCUGGACUAUCAGCUCCGCUACUACGACCAGGCAGAAGAUGAAUCCCACUCGUUGACCCUGACCAGCGAGACCAACACGGCCACCGUGACACAGCUGAGCCCUGGCCACAUCUAUGGCUUCCAAGUGCGGGCGCGGACAGCCGCAGGCCACGGCCCCUAUGGCGGCAAGGUCUAUUUCCAGACGCUGCCUCAAGGUGAGCUGUCUACCCAGCUCCCAGAGAGACUCUCCUUGGUGAUCGGGUCCAUCCUGGGGGCCUUGGCCUUCCUCCUGCUGGCGGCCAUUACCGUGCUGGCUGUUGUCUUCCGGAGGAAGCGGCGUGGGACAGGCUACACAGAGCAGCUGCAGCAGUCCAGCAGUCCAGGGCUUGGGGUGAAGUAUUACAUCGACCCUUCCACAUACGAGGACCCCUGCCAGGCCAUCCGAGAAUUUACCAGGGAGGUGGAUCCUGCAUAUAUCAAGAUCGAGGAGGUCAUUGGGGCAGGCUCCUUUGGAGAAGUACGCAGGGGCCGCCUGCAGCCCCGGGGACGGCGGGAGCAAGCCGUGGCCAUCCAGGCCCUGUGGGCUGGAGGUGCUGAGAGCCUACAGAUGACCUUUCUGGGCCAGGCUGCAGUGCUGGGCCAGUUCCAGCACCCCAACAUCCUGCGGCUGGAGGGCGUGGUCACCAAGAGCCGGCCCCUCAUGGUGCUGACGGAGCUCAUGGAGCUGGGCCCCCUGGACAGCUUCCUCAGGCAGCAGCGGGAGGGCCAGUUCAGCAGCCUGCAGCUGGUGGCCAUGCAGCGGGGAGUAGCGGCUGCCAUGCAGUACCUGUCCAGCUUCGCCUUCGUGCACCGCGCGCUCUCCGCCCACAGCGUGCUGGUGAAUAGCCACCUGGUGUGCAAAGUGGCUCGUCUUGGCCACAGUCCUCAGGGCCCAAGUUGCAUGCUUCGGUGGGCAGCCCCAGAGGUCAUUGCCCACGGAAAACACACCACCUCCAGUGACGUGUGGAGCUUUGGGAUAGUGAUGUGGGAAGUGAUGAGUUAUGGAGAGCGGCCCUACUGGGACAUGAGUGACCAGGAGGUGCUAAAUGCAAUAGAGCAGGAGUUCCGGCUUCCCCCACCUCCAGGCUGUCCUCCUGGACUACAUCUGCUUAUGCUAGACACUUGGCAGAAGGACCGUACCCAGCGGCCUCAUUUUGACCAGCUGGUGGCUGCGUUUGACAAGAUGAUCCGAAAGCCAGACACUCUGCAGGCUGACGGGGGCCCUGAGGACAGACCCUCCCAGGCCCUUCUGAACCCUGUGGCUCUGGACUUUCCUUCUCUGGACUCACCCCAGGCCUGGCUUUCGGCCAUCGGACUGGAGUGCUACCAAGACAACUUCUCCAAGUUUGGUCUCUGCACCUUCAGUGAUGUGGUUCAGCUCAGCCUGGAAGACCUGCCCGCCCUGGGCAUCAUGCUGGCUGGCCACCAGAAGAAGCUGUUGCACCAUAUCCAGCUCCUGCAGCAGCACCUGAGGGAGCUGGGCUCAGUGGAGGUCUGAGGCCUGGGCGGGCAGCUGUGAGUGGACGAUGCCUAUGUCCCAGCCCCAGACACAGGUCCAGGGAGUGACCGUGCAACACUAGAGCCCGUCUCCAUCAUGGCCUCGGCAAGAGGACCCCGCCACACUACACCCAACCCUCUGGACACUUCACUCCCUAGUCCUCCGCCCUCCUCCGCCCUCCCCCCCGCAUUAAAGGGAAAGAAGAAAC
Messenger RNA from Zalophus californianus (California sea lion), 4349 nucleotides. RefSeq names its product EPH receptor B6 (gene EPHB6). Bases 1097 to 4141 code for a protein of 1014 amino acids. Gene Ontology annotation, cellular component: neuron projection; plasma membrane. Lineage: Eukaryota; Metazoa; Chordata; Mammalia; Carnivora; Otariidae. Gene Ontology annotation, molecular function: ATP binding; transmembrane-ephrin receptor activity; protein binding. Gene Ontology annotation, biological process: cell surface receptor protein tyrosine kinase signaling pathway; axon guidance; protein phosphorylation. The transcript is spliced from 20 exons. The record is from RefSeq and is a predicted model, not a curated record.